Aspergillus sclerotioniger CBS 115572 is the source of this 783-nucleotide messenger RNA. RefSeq lists its product as uncharacterized. The coding region runs from base 1 to 783 and encodes 260 amino acids. The transcript is spliced from 2 exons. Lineage: Eukaryota; Fungi; Ascomycota; Eurotiomycetes; Eurotiales; Aspergillaceae. Gene Ontology annotation, biological process: regulation of transcription by RNA polymerase II. The record is from RefSeq and is a predicted model, not a curated record. Gene Ontology annotation, cellular component: nucleus.
AUGGGUGACGGCUCUGAUUACCCUAGUCCACGAAGCGAAGGUCCCGGCGGACCUACCUCUGUUCUAGUCACUGCCCAAGAAUCGCUCUCCCCAGCACCCAAGAUGAACGACCAGCUGUCUCCGAAUUUCAUGGAAGGGACGCGCCCGCGUCUGUCGGUGAGAAGAGCGCGGGAUCCGCCCAAGAACGCCGCCGGCCAAAUCUACUGCGACCAUCCCGAGUGCCAGCACUCGCCCCCAACCUUUCGCCGUCCGUGCGAGUGGAACAAACACAUGGACAAACAUGACCGCCCCUACAAGUGCAUGGAACCCGGAUGCGACAAGAUCCAAGGCUUUACAUACUCUGGCGGUCUGCUGAGGCAUCAGCGCGAAGUGCAUAAGAAGAACAUCAAUGCCAAGAAACCUUUGAUGUGUCCGUACGCCGACUGUAAUCGCAGCACGGGCAACGGGUUCACGCGUCAAGAAAACCUGAAGGAGCACCUUCGCCGCCGCCACAUGCAUACCGAGAAUGGGCAUGCAUCCGAGCUGCCCAUUGCAUCGCCCGAGCUGGAUGGCACCACGUCGUUUGUGACUGCGUCGGUGGCCCUGAAAAGGAAACGCGAUUCCACCGGGGAGGAUCCGACCCUCGAGCUUCCCGAAGGGGAAGAGAAUGGUGUGGAUUUGCGCAAUGAGCUGAAGCGGCUGCGUCGCGAGGUUCAGGAAAAGGACCGCCGGUUGGAAGAGCUGGAGCGCAUUGUGGCCGGACUGCAGCAAGCUAUUCCUCAGACCGCAACGUCACAGGGUUAG